Molecule: messenger RNA, 2803 nt
Organism: Orbicella faveolata
Lineage: Eukaryota; Metazoa; Cnidaria; Anthozoa; Scleractinia; Merulinidae
Product: green-sensitive opsin-1-like
Biological process (GO): G protein-coupled receptor signaling pathway
Cellular component (GO): membrane
Molecular function (GO): G protein-coupled receptor activity
Source: RefSeq, a predicted model, not a curated record
CUAUCAUAUCCUUUAUAAACUAUUACAUUUUUCUGACAACAUCCAAAUUAUACGAUAUGUUAAACGUGUGAGAUGUUCAUAAAGCACUCUGGACCUUUAAUCGAAAACUGCAUCUUCCCUUUUUGUCUACCAACAGAAUUCUACUCUUGAAUGUCUCGUUACCACGGAAGUGAAAAAAUCCUGAAUGAAUAAAUAUAUUAACUAAAUUUAACGUGAAGCCACAAUCUGCAAUAUCCUGCUCAAUGAUUAUAUUAAGCCUUGUGCCAAAAGUUGUUUUCGGAGACCCACGCUGAAGGAAAGCAAACUGUCAAACGUUGGACAAAAGGCUUAUCAAGAAUUCUUUCACAAAUGUCAUAAAUUCGCGUCAUACAAUCUCUCUUCCCAAUGUGAUGAAUUUCAGUUCCACUGUACUUCGUUGACAACGAAAAAGGCGUUUACCAAGCGGUUUUGCAAAGCAAAGGAUAAUCUUACCGCCUCAAGCAACACGUUUGAACUGGUUAACCACGGAAAGAGAAACUGAAUGCUAAAUGUCUGCAAUGAGAGUGGGAGAAACGCACAAUUCAUCGAUCAACGGAGAUCCAUUGGGACGCAAUGAUGUACAAAUUGUGUUCCAGGUGGUCGUUGCCGUUCUUAUUUGCGUUUUCUCAAUCCUGGCCAAUUCUAUCGUUCUUUAUGCAAUUCAAACAAACGCUAGCCUGAAAACGUUCACAAAUAAGGUGAUUGCUCACUUGUGCUUUGUCGAUAUGAGUGAAACACUGCUCAUUAUGCCUCUGUGGAUAACAAGCCUUGUGAAAGGACACUGGAUCUUUGGCGACGCCAUCUGCAGUAUUUCAGGCUACCUGUUCUUCGUAAUGGCCAACGCUACUCUCUACUCCCUAUUGCUUAUCGCUCUCAGUAGAUACUUCAAAGUCGUAAAGCCACAGUUGUACAACAGCAUUCUUUACGCAAAGAAAAACCGACCAAGAAUCUUAAUGGCUUUGUGCUGGAUUGUUCCACUGGUCCUCUGUAGCCCGCCAUUGUAUGGAUGGGGGAGGUACAGGUACUAUCCGCAAUCCACCCUCUGUACUUUUGAAUGGUCGUUUGAUGGGUCAAAUGUUUCCUACAUGGUCUUCUUGGUAGCCACACAACCAUCACCUUACAUAAUCUGCUGGUGCUACUUCAAAAUCUACAACACUGUCCGAAAAAAUAGGAUUCAGAUCUGCACGCGAGCGAAUCGCGCCGCGUGCCAAAACGCACAGAACGCGGAGAACAUGUGUAUUCACACAACGCUCGGUAUCGCUUGUGUGGUUAUCCUGUGCUGGUUUCCGAAAGCAGUGUUGGUAAUCCUGCUUUCUGCUGGAAGACAAGGCUUAGACCUACCACUACUGAUAUCGAGUUAUCUCGUGUUCCUAACUUGUGUCUUAAAUCCUGUGGUAUAUGGAAUUCUGAAUCCUCAGUUCAAACCCGCUUUCAAGGCGUUGUUCAAGAAGAGGGAGACUGAAAUGAUCGUUCUUUCGACGUUUUCGGGACCAUGGCUAAAUUCAUGACUGAAGUACUCGCAAUGGUUAACUUAACAGAUGAAAUAUGACCUGGGAACUGAGUGUUACAGUAUAACCUGGAUAGGCAAUUGUCCUAGGACGUUAAAAUGAUCAAACGCAAACAAAAUUAAUAACAAAAGAAUUAGAGGGAUGCAAUUUAAUUGUCUCUGAUAGCAAAUAACUGGCAAACAAGCAGGGCUUGCAGUUUGUUUACUUUACAAGCAAAACUAGCGUUCAGCCAUCCUCAUUGACGUCACUAGUUUUUCAGCAUUCUGAUUGGUCAAUCGAACAAACCUCUCCCAAUAUUAGGGAUAUUUUAGCGGGAAAGACGCGCGAUGCAUGUUUCGAUCCUUCCGCUGGCAGAAGAAGUUAAUCGCAGACUGUCAAAAAAAGUAGUUAAUUUCUUAAGUUCAUGCAAAAAAAUGACGUAACAGUAUGAGUGUUGUCUCUGUGUUUAUAACUGCAAGAAGACUAUAAAUAAACAACUGUGAAAAUUUUCUAACUAGGUUGUGUACCCUUUACUUAAUUAUGAAAUAUUACUUUCGUUUAUAGUAAUAGUGAUUUCAUUGUGAAACAAAAAACAAGACUUAAACUUGAUGACACUUAUAAUUAUAGAAAACUGUCAUUCGUUUGUGUAACAGUGCCUUCGUUGAUAACAGUUUUAACAGUAAAGCUGAAUAAGUACCCUGAUAAAACUUUCACUCGGUUUUGAAUUUUCCCGCGCAAGUGAAAACCAAUCAGAAACCACGGACUUUUGUAAUGUUACGUCAUCAGUUCGAAUCCCAGACGACCCUCUCAGACGUGUCUGGAGUAGAGAAAUGAUUGACGUGCUGGGAGACAUAAAUAUAUCGCCAGACUCACGUCUUAAUUGCCAAUGCUUUGAGUUGUCAAUUGCCAUAUUUAAUUACUAUCCAACACGUCCUUAAAGACGUUCACUGCAAAUAUUUAGCCAAGGAAAUAUGUUUUUUGGAAAGUGUUUUCAAUUAAGGUGACAUAAGGUCACGGCUGUUUAAUUUCUAUGAUUUGUUUUUCAUUCAGUGUGCCCUGAUGGCAACAAGAGAUUUAGAGAUUCACGGAAAUUGAGCCCAGAAACUUUUCGCCUACAACUCCCUUAGCAAUGAAAAAAUAUUCUCUAUAUCCUUUUAGCUUUAGUUCACCUCCGGAUUAAACAAAAGCUUUACCCAUAAAACGACUUUUUGUCUUUUGCUCAAUUUUAAUAACCCUUCUCCCAGUAAUUUUUGUUCUGUUUCAAUGUUGAAAUAUCAGUGGUUUAAGAAAGUUGUCAA